AUGUUCAGAAGUACUUUUCAGGGUGGAUUUCUGUCUAUAUUAUAUAGCAUCGGCAGCAAACCUCUUCAGAUAUGGGAUAUAAAGGUUAAGAAUGGGCAUAUCAAACGAGUUACAGACAAUGACAUCAACUCGCUCGUGCUGGAGGUAGAGGGUUCAAAUGUCAGUACCAACUACAUCACCUGCCCUGCUGAUCCUAGGCAAACACUUGGUAUCAAAAUGCCUUUUCUUGUUAUGAUCGUCAAGAAAACUAGGAGAUAUUUCAGCUUUGAAGUCCAGGUUUUAGAUGACCAGAAUUUACGUCGGCGGUUUCGGGCAAGUAAUCACCACAGCAAGACACAAGUGAAUUCAUUUAUGUGCACUAUGCCAAUAAAUGUUGAUGACCGCUGGAACCAGUUUCAGUUCAAUUUAGCAGACAUCACCAGGAGGGCUUAUGGAACCAGUUAUGUAGAGACACAACGCGUGCAGAUUCAUGCUAAUUGUCGUAUUAGGAGAGUUUAUUUCACAGAUAGGCAAUAUACAGAGGAUGAGCUCCCACCUGAGUUUAAAUUGGUUAUUCCUGUCAAGAAACAGGAUGGAAGGUAG
Molecule: messenger RNA, 582 nt
Organism: Nerophis lumbriciformis (worm pipefish)
Lineage: Eukaryota; Metazoa; Chordata; Actinopteri; Syngnathiformes; Syngnathidae
Source: RefSeq, a predicted model, not a curated record